UCAUCACCUCCGAAUACUCUAGUGACAGGAGGUGCUUGCAAACCCGCCCCCAGCCCCCAGCUGCAAAUAAAUACAAGGAUCCCAGCCCAGAAGCCAGGAGAAGUUUCUAGGCGCGCGUCCCUGAGGUUUAUUAAGCUCUUGGCUCAAGACCUCAGCAGCUUUGUUUGGAAGCCUGGGCCGCCUGGGAGGACGGUGGCUUGCUGAUAACCUGCUGAGACAGGACACAGAGAGGCCCUCUGGGAUUCUGCUGGGCCUACUGGGGGUCACCUUUGGGGACCGGGAUCCCAGCCUGCUGUGCACCACCAUCCUGGGCAGCAGAUGGUUGGGUUUGUGGCUGGCAGCUUUUUCUGAAGUGGAGGAAUAAGCUCUGAAAGCCAUCUCAAGCCACAUCGCCUUGCUGUGUGACCUAGGGUAGGUGGCUGUGUAUCUCUGAGCCUCUGUUUCCCCUCCGAACUCAGCAGACACCAUGGCUGAUGGCCAGAUGCCCUUCUCCUGUCAUUACCCGAGCCGCCUGCGCCGAGACCCCUUCCGGGACUCACCCCUCUCCUCCCGCCUGCUGGACGAUGGCUUUGGCAUGGACCCCUUCCCCGACGACUUGACAGCCCCUUGGCCUGACUGGGCUUUGCCUCGUCUCUCCUCUGCUUGGCCUGGGACACUAAGGUCUGGCAUGGUGCCCAGGGGGCCCACUGCCACAGCCAGGUUUGGGGUGCCUGCUGAGGGCAGGAGUCCCCCACCCUUCCCUGGGGAGCCCUGGAAAGUGUGUGUAAACGUGCACAGCUUCAAGCCAGAAGAGCUGAUGGUGAAAACAAAGGAUGGCUAUGUGGAGGUGUCAGGCAAACAUGAAGAGAAGCAACAGGAAGGUGGCAUUGUCUCCAAGAACUUCACAAAGAAAAUCCAGCUUCCUGCAGAAGUGGAUCCAGUGACUGUAUUUGCCUCACUUUCCCCAGAGGGUUUGCUGAUCAUUGAAGCUCCCCAGGUCCCUCCUUACUCACCAUUUGGAGAGAGCAGCUUCAACAAUGAGCUUCCCCCAGACAACCAGGAAGUCACCUGUUCCUAAGACUUCAGUCUUAGCCAAUCCCCAACCCCAUCCCCAAUCCCAGGGAUUUUCUGAUUCCAGGGUGCACUGUUUUAGCAGAACUCACAUUUAGAGUGACUCAAGUGUUGGGGAGUAGGGAGGAGAGGACAGAAUAACCACAGAAUCCCUGGAUAAUGUAGUAAUAGAUUUCCCACAGGAUGACACAACAAGCAAGUGGUGCUUGAUUGUAUUAGGUCACAGUCCUGGGAGGUUCUCCUUAUCUCCUAUAUCUGGAUGGAAACAUUAUACAACCUAUAGUUGUAACACAAAACCAAACAAAUUGGGACUGAACAUUUCAUCUUACUUUGCAGUCAAUUCAGGGUCACUUUUUUCUGGGGACCUCCCCAUCACUCAGAUUCUUGCUCUAGGCUCUCCUGAUAGAAGGCGUGGUUGAUGGAGUCCAUGGGCUUACCCCACUGUUUCUAAAUGCCUGGUCUAAGAGAGUUUAUAGGUAGGUCUUUAUAUCUCCAUAUGGGAUUUACCCAUCAGCCACAUAAAAGCAAGCAGUGCCUCCUGCCCUUCACCCAGACGUAUACAGCAUGAUCCCAUGGUUCUCAAACUGGCAUCCUUUAAAGACCCUGGGAACCCCUCAGAUAAUUCUCUGGAUAAGGUCCCCCCCCCAUUUUGUCCCCUCUGUCCAAGUCAGAUUUUUAUAGAGAGAGCUGUUUAUAAGCAGCCCUAUCAGGAACCAAGCAAAGGCCAGACAGCCUGGCAGACAGUGGUAUUGUGUAUAUGGGGGACAGGUGUGUCUUUUUUGUGUGAACUGUGCUGUUGUUUAGGGAAAGAUAACAAUAAAUAAUAAUGAUGAUGAUGACGACAAUAAUAAAGGGAUCUGAUGUUCUUA
Messenger RNA from Nannospalax galili (Upper Galilee mountains blind mole rat), 1919 nucleotides. It is a transcript of the gene Hspb8, whose product is annotated as heat shock protein family B (small) member 8. The record is from RefSeq and is a predicted model, not a curated record. The coding region runs from base 467 to 1057 and encodes 196 amino acids. The transcript is spliced from 3 exons. Gene Ontology annotation, molecular function: protein homodimerization activity. Gene Ontology annotation, cellular component: nucleus; cytoplasm; protein folding chaperone complex. Gene Ontology annotation, biological process: cellular response to unfolded protein. Lineage: Eukaryota; Metazoa; Chordata; Mammalia; Rodentia; Spalacidae.